GUACGUAUUGGUUUCCCUAAAGCCUCACUUGAAUUGUCUUUUAAGCUGGGGAUUGAGAAAGUGUAGUCAUUUGAAUUUUUCUUAUGCGAGACCAGUGAUGGUCUCAAGAACAAUGGGAGGAUUCACGACAAACAUUAUUGGCACCCCUGGACUUGUGGAAGCUGGAUAUGUCAAUCACAAAGCUCUCCAGUUAAUCAAAGGGUUUCUUGUGAACAGAGCCAUAUAUGUCUUGCUCUAUGUUGAUCGUUUGGAUGUGUAUAGAGUAGAUGAGCUUGAUAAGCAAGUUGUUCAAGCAAUCACCCAAACCUUUGAAAAAGAGAUAUGGUGCAAAACCUUACUUGUUUUGACUCAUUCUCAAUUCUCCCCACCCGAUGAACUUUCCUUUAAAACUUUUUCCUCCAAGAGAUCAGAUUCUCUCCUCAGCACUAUCCGCGCUGGUGCUAGGAUGCGAAAACAACAAUUUGAGGAUUCUGCAAUUGCGGUUGUAUAUGCAGAGAACAGUGGAAGAUGCAGCAAGAAUGAAAAGGAAGAAAAAGGUGGGUAUUCCACAUGCACUUAGCUUCCAAGAGUCAAAAGAGCUAUGGGUUCGAGCUGAUCUUGAUGGAAAUGGUGUGUUCGACUAUGAAGAACUUAAGAAAAUUUUGGAGCAUGACAAUGAUGAAUCAAUCUGGAAACUGCAAAGAGAGUGUGAUGGAAGAAGGAGAAGAAGAAGAAGCAAUUGGACUGAAAGUGAAUAAAGCGUUUUUUGUUUCCGCAAGAAGCAGAGAAAGGAUUGUGGCCGGAGAAUUACAGUCUCUCAGAUCACGCUUGUCUCACCGUACAGUUCUCACCGGUCAAAAUGCUCUGUAGUUAAGUUUUGUUUAUUAUGAUGGCUCUUGUAAAUGUAUAGAAGCAAUGAGACUGAGAUUUGCCACGCGAAGUUUACAAACCUCUGAA
Eutrema salsugineum is the source of this 936-nucleotide messenger RNA. RefSeq names its product translocase of chloroplast 33, chloroplastic. Bases 98 to 559 code for a protein of 153 amino acids. Gene Ontology annotation, molecular function: GTP binding. Lineage: Eukaryota; Viridiplantae; Streptophyta; Magnoliopsida; Brassicales; Brassicaceae. The transcript has 5 exons. The record is from RefSeq and is a predicted model, not a curated record.